Paramuricea clavata is the source of this 4454-nucleotide messenger RNA. Lineage: Eukaryota; Metazoa; Cnidaria; Anthozoa; Malacalcyonacea; Plexauridae. The record is from the annotation of a GenBank genome assembly.
GAGGGUUUGCCAAGGUGAAGCUCGCCACUCAUCGUCUGACAAAUGAAAAGGUAUAAAUGAGAAGUCGCAAUAAUUAAAUUAUUUAAGUUACGGUAGUGAGUUGUGCUUAAAUAAGAAUACUUUUACAGUAUGGGGAAGAUUUUUUAAAAUAUCGUGGGACAUAUUUUGAACAGUCGUUAAGGUGACUCGCUAUUUACCAUUUAGGAUGGAAUUUUUGAACACUGGUUACUUGUUGAAAGCAAAUGGUAUCCGAGUUAUAGAAAAUGUUGUCUAAAGAGUAUAACAUUUUUAGCAAAAAUGACGUCAGUGCGGUUGCUAUAUAUAGCGAUUUCAAUAUGGCCGAACUUUUCCAAUUAGUGAAAAUAAUUGAAAUGUCAUGCUUAUCAUUGCAACGGCAGUGACGUCAUUUUUGUAAAAAUUUCAUACUAUAGGCGUUUUAUUACUAUUCGCUUUUCAACGAGUGACAACUGGUCAAAAAUUCAGCCCUAGGUCGAAAACUUCCAGUUGUUAAAAACAGGAGGGAACCACCUCAAAUAAAUAAUAAAGAGAAGUUCAUUUUAGUACAAAAUACGGAUGGUUUCAGGUUUCAUUCCCAUGCAUGCUUCAUAAAUUAGAGUGGUGGGAUCAUAAAGACGACUAAACAUGGUCGAUUAAGAACGACAAACAUACAUGUAAUUAAACUAGACGAAUAUUAAAAUCAUAUUGCGGUAACUAAAAUUGGAAAAUCUUUCAAUUACAUAUCCCAACAGGUUGAUCGGAAACCUGAAAUGCUGUAUACUACUUAAGGUCCAAUUUACAGGUUUUCAAUAUUACAAGUUUCGUAACGAUUUUCCACAUAGAAUAUAUUUGUUCUGACAAAUCCAGUGUCGGAACCGAUCUCCGUAGAUCAUAUAUAGACAGUUCUUAACUCUUUUUCCGCCAUAACUUUAUAGAUGGUAUAAAUGUCGAGCGUGUAUCCCAGGGGUUUCUGGGGAAGAAGGCAUAUUUUGCCACGGAAACAAGUGAAUAAACCCAAAAAUAUCGAAACUAUGUAAGCUUGGUGAACAUGAGAACAUGGUGAAACAUGGUGAGAACACAGACCUCGCACCCCCUGGGAGACCCUCAUUAGUAGCCUAAUGUGUUGCAUGUGGUGAUAAUGCAGUGAUAUAUCUAAUGCUGUAAAUUUUGUAGGUCGCCAUAAAAAUGAUGACGAAAGAAGCUCUUGCGGUUUGUAUUAUUAGUGAGCUUAAGCAAGCGACGUUUUUGACAACACGGACGUCGACCGGAAGUAAAGUUGACGUUUUUCACCAAUCACAACCCUUGACCCAGUCUUCUGACGUUACUCAUGCCGUUCGUGUUGUCAAAAACGUCACUUGCUUAAGCUCACUAUUUUGAUAUCUGAGGCUUGCAAUGGUCCUAACAUUACUCAUGACUGCCUUGGGGUGACGCUAUCUUCAUAACUGUAAGGAACUAACUCGAGCUCCAAAUUCAAUUUUCAAAACUUUGUUGAAUCGUGAGCUCAGGAAUUAGAGGUUAAUUUUAGGCGGUGGAACUAUCUUUCCAAAUCUCCUUACUAGCUAACACUUACUGGUUAAAAACUAAAAAUAAUCAUGUGGAGAUAGUCAUCUAAGCCUGGAGUUAAUGGCUGCGCCGGCGUGGACAAAGCUCCAGAUUCGAGGAUUGGCGGCUACCUCUGCAAAAAUAUAAUCUACAAGCAUGACAUUAUUUACUAAAUUGCCGGAUUAUGUUUUUCAUGUAAUAUUGUAAUAAAUUACCUGUUAAUAGGCGUUCAGCAUAUUAUGUCAACAUUUUUGGUCCUUCUGAGUCCGGACUGAUCAUAGCACAAGACAAAAUUAAUGUUAACUCUUUUACAAUGAUACAACCUAGACCAAGAGAACACCCGAAAAUAAAAAAAAUAAAGGAGAUGUUACAAUUUGAGACAAAUGCCUAGUUUCAUGAUUUGACUCGUGAUUUGACUUUGUGUUUUUGUUACAGCAUGAUCUACCACGUGUUUACACUGAAAUUGCCACCAUGAAAGAGUUGUGUCAUCAAAAUAUUUGUCAACUUUAUGAAGUUGUGGAAACGGAGGCGGAAAUUUUUAUGAUUUUAGAGGUACUUGUAUAUGAUAAUAAGGAGGUUCAGUUUUGACUACGAGCACGACAACAAGUAUACAAGAUUUUUCCCGCAAAAAGUAUAGCCAGCUUUCUGUUGACUUUGGCAAUUAUUAAGCUGUAGUCGACCUGUUGUUGAGCACGAGAUUUUAAUUAAACAAAUCUCCUACUCGGAUAACGAGUCUGUUUCAGGAAUUUACUGGUUUGUUGCUGCCUUUACCAACUGAAUCAGUUUUCAAAAGCGAAAGUAUUUGAAAUUGUUUUAGACGCUUUGUUAUGGAAGUUUUUUAGUUUUAAACACUCGUUGCCGUUCGUACUAAACAACAAAUCUCGUACUCGUUGUCGUUCUCGUAGUCAAAACUAGACCUUAGAUCUCUCUAAUUUAAAUUCGAUCCACAAUUCUACAUAUGAUAUAGGCCUUGUCUCGAACGGUCGGUGCCUGUGUAGGUAGUAGACUAAAGUAGAGAUGUUCAUAUUUGAUUUCCACUACCGCUAGCACUACCUAUCACUGGCUAAGUACGCAUUUGAUUGAUUAAGAGGCAAUUUUUUUCAAUGUCACGUAUUUGCAAUAAAAAUUGCUCAAAACCUAAAAUCUUUUUCGCGUUCCUCUCGAAAUUACUUUGUUUUAGGUUUAAUCUUUAGUUUAUAGAGUUAGCUAGCUAACUCUAUAAUUGUCAAUUAAAAUACAAUUAUCAAUGACAAUGUUGCUAUAAAAUUGGCGCCAUAUUUACAGCCAUAAUAAGCAAAACUUACUGAACUUCAGACAUCAUUUUCUCUUUGGCAUAUCAUCUAAAAUCUCUUCAUUUUAGCAUUAUUUUACAGAUAAAACACUAAACAUACUUUUUCAGUUUGUUUGCAGAUUUUGAAUUUAGUCAUAAUCUCAAGUGAUAUAUUAUACGCAUUAGUUUUGAGCGCGUGUUACGUAACAUACAAAAAACUCCUAUUAAUAGGAUAUAUCAAACGCAUAUGAUUGGUUAAUAGUUCAUCCCUGAGCCAACGGCGCUUCGCGCCGUUCCUGGCGUAAGCCCGGGGCGAGGGUACUAAUUCCGCCCGGCUAUUUACACCCGGGAAAACGAACGCAUUAGCGAAGUCUGAAGUUCAUCAAUGAUCGCGGCUUGAAUAUGCGUGGAUAUUGUCGGCGGGAUAGUAUCCGUUGUGACACCGACAAUCGGGAUAAAAAAUUCUCUAAUAAUGGACCAGCUUGGCUUCCAAAUAAGCAGCCCCUUAGAUUGUACAAUUUACAGAACUUCUUCGUUUUGAGCGAAGGCCAUUCUCGGAAGUUAGUGACUCGAAUUUCCCGACGGAGCGCCUUCGCUCGAAACGUGGAAGAUCUUAGGUGUCAUAUGACAGGAAUAACCUGAUCUCUGAAGCUACGUUUACACGCUGCGAUUUGUUGUGUACAAUUCGUAUUCUGCGUACUAGCGUAUGUUAACAUCGAAUAAGCAAGCGUAUUGUAAAGUGGUUGCAGACUCUUUUCACAUGACGUUGACAUACUCUUUUCACACGAGUCCGUAUAUAUAGCGAGAAUCGAACCAAAUCGGUCGCAAGGUCCGUGGGACUGCUUACCAAAAGUUAGAUAUGAUUGGUCAUGCGGGAAGUGAUCAGCAUGGCCAUUCAUUGUAAAUAAUGAAAAGCUGGCCGAGUACACACUUGAGCAGACAUUUGUCAGACCCAAACGAAAUUGUUAUAAUCCGCAUUGACCCACGACCACAGAGGUGGACGAAAGGUGCUUGUGAUAUCAGCCGUAAUUUUCAUACGCAAGAAUACGAAUCGUAUGCGACAAAUCGCAGCGCGUAAAUGUACCUUUAUAAAGUUAAGGCCUCUUUACGCUUGCAAUUUUUGGUGUGAAUUUUAGUGCGAUUUCUCCUUCUGAUGCAUGUGAAUGAGUAGAUGAGUUACGAAUGUUCUGAGUUAUCUGAACAUUCACAACUUAUCAGUCGUUCACAUCUAUCAGAAGAAGAAAAUCACACCAGAAUUCGCAGAAAAAAUUGCAAGUGUAAACCACCGGCCUUACGUAUGAAAUAUUAUAUCUGUAUAAAAUUAAUUCCUAACGCAAGAUAGCCUGCCAAAGUUGGAUUACCUCUUUCCUGAUACACCCUGUACUAUGUAAAAUGACAUUUAUCUUUUUAGUACGCCCCUGGAGGAGAGCUUUUCGACUAUAUAGUCGCAAAGGACCGUUUGGAGGUUUGUUAUAUGUUGCAUAUUCUGGUCACUUCCUUGUUUGUUUGUGAUCUUCCCCACGUUGUUUCGUAAAAUAUCUCUUCGUCAAUCUAGGAAAAGGAAGCGAGGCAUUUCCUUCGUCAGAUUGUGGCAGCUGUGGGCUACAUGCAUGAAAAGGGCUAUGCACAUCGGGAUUUAAAACCU